AUGGGGUUCGCUUCAGCUACCCGCGAGGAAAAGCUGAAAAUGAUGAAGUCAAAUUCGACUCGAAAAGCAACAAAAAAUUUGAAUAGACUAGCGAAACGAGGAAAACUUUCUAGAGAGAUUCGUAAUUCUAUGGAAGAAAUUAAGAAGAGAAAAUCGAAAGAAUCACGACAAAGAUUGGUUGAUGUGAGUUUUACUGAUCAAUUAAAUGUUUCAAUUAAAAAAAUAUCUGUUUAGAUUGAAGACGAUUUCGUUGCUGAUCGCGAAGCUCAUUAUGACAGUGAUCGAGAAGAAUUGCCACUUGAUAUGCUUGAUGCAGAUAUUGAUUGGGAAAACAGUGCUUUCGCUACUUCAAAACGUCGCCUUGAAAAAACUCGCAAAGGCGCCGCCAAUGAUAGUGAUGAUGAAGAAGAAGGAGAAGUAGAAAGUAAACGAAGGAAAUUUGAUGGCCAAUUAGAAGCUGGACAUGAAGAACUUCUGCCAAUUAAAUUGAAAGACGGUACACUUGUCAGACCAACUCGUGAGAAGUUCCAAGAGGAAAGUGAUGAAGAGAAAGAGGAAGAAAAUGGCGACGAAGAAGAUCAAAAUCAACCUCAUUUAGAAGAUUUUUCUCAUCUUUCGGCUUCUGAAUUACUCGUAAAACGAAGAGAACUCCUCCAAGAAGCUAAAAACACCAUCGCUUCCCAUGCAAAUAUGCUUCUCGCAAAUCCGCAAGUAAACAUCACCCGUCUUCGUGAUCUCUACAAUCUCUCCACCGGAGAAAAAGUUCAUUCAUUGGUCCGCGAACAAGUUCAAAAAUUAGCGAUGGCAAGUACUCUUCAAGUUCUGUUAGAUAUUAUCCCAGGUUAUGCGAUUCGUGAACAAACCGCUGAAGAAAAAGCACAAAAACAGAAGAAAGAGACAAGAGUUUUGGCGAAUUUUGAGGAGGCUUUACUACGAUAUUAUUUGAAAUAUCUACAACUUUGUGAAAAAUUAUCAAAUAGUGAGUCUUUUUUUUGAAAUUGUAGUAAAUUUAUUGAUUUUUUAGAAUUGGUUGGAAAAGAUCGACACAACGACGAAACAACAUUCACUUUCAAAAUGGGAAUUUUAUCCGUCAAAGCUAUGGCUCGAAUCGUAAUCGCCGCACCGCAUUUCAAUUAUGCUACCAAUAUCAUCUCUAGUCUUGUUAGAUUAUCUCUCGCCAAAAAUGAAACUGUUAUCAAAGAAGUUUGCGAUGCCAUCAGAACUGUUUUCAAAGAAGAUUUGCAUCUUCGAAUUACUCUUUUCACUUCGAGAUCGAUUUCUGCUUUGGUGACAAAAAGGAAAGGACGAGUUCCUCCACAAUUGUUAACAACAUUGUUAGCUAUGAAUAUUACUGUGAGUUUCUUAAUUUUUCAAAAUAAUUUGAUUUCAUUCAUGGAUCUUUAGGAAGUGAAAAACGAGGACAAAAAAUCGGGAAAAGACAGAAUCGUUGCCAAAAAAUAUCAACUCAAAAAAGAGCGAGCUAACAAAACUGCAAGACGAUAUAAAAAGCAGUUGGAGAAAAUCGAGGCUGAUUUAUUGGAAGUUGAAGCGGAAGAAUCUCUAACAAAGAAGCUGAAAAAUGUGAGUCUCCAAAAUUCAGAUAAUGAUAAUUCAUUCAUCAAUUUUAUAGGCCACCGAAGCAAUGAAAUUCGCUUUCCAAACAUAUUUCUCGAUUUUGAAAAGAAUGCCAACUUCAGCUUUAUUAGCUCCAGUUCUUGAAGGAUUGAGUAAAUUUGCGCAUUUAUUAAGUAUCGAAUUCUUUGAUGAUAUUGUAACAACAAUGGAAAAAAUGGUAACAAAUGAAAAUCUUCGAAUUAUCGAUCAACUUCAUUGUAUCAAUACUGUAUUCGUUAUUCUUUCUGGAGAUGGUCAAUUAUUGAAUGUUGAUCCUUCAAAGUUUUAUCGCCUGGCUUAUCGUGUUUUGAAUUUGUUGCCAUUUGAAAAGAAACCAGAACAACGAAUUAGUCAAAUUGUAAUGACAGCAAAAACAUUGGAUACAAUGCUAAUUGAUCGACGAAAAGGUGUUCCAUUAUCGAGAGUUGCCGCAUUUGUGAAAAGAAUUUUAUCGAUUGCGACGGUUUUGGAUGAUUUGCCAGCAUUGUGUUUGGUUUCAUUGGUUAGAUCUAUGUUUAUUGUGAGUUUUUUACUUACAAAAUUCGCUAAAAAAUUCGAAUCCGAUUGAAGAAAUAACUCGAAAUGAGUCAAAUUGUUUAAACGUGAAAAUAAAAAAUCCAGAAUAAGUUCACGUAAAAUUUAUUUUUUUUAUGCCACGUGGAUUUUCUAAUGUUUAUUUAUUAUCUUCAGAAAAUUUAGAGCAUUGCUCAUGUUAAAUAUAAUCAGGAAUCGCUAUAAGUUUUGAAACAGUGAAAACGGGGAAUUUUUUAAAAUAAUAAAAAAAUAAUAACAAUUUUCAUGAAAAUAGACUCUUGUAGAAAAGUAUCUCAAUAUUUUCCAAACCAAAACUCCAAUGUCUUCCAGGCUCAUCCAAAAUUGGCAUCAAUGAUCGAAGAUGAAGAAGGAGGUGCUCCAGGUGUUUAUCGACAAGAUAUUGAUGAUCCAGAUGUUGCAAACGCCUUGGCUUCAGAUGUUCGAGAAGAGUUAUCAAUGUUAACAAGACGAAGAAAUCAAGAUUUAUCGAGAUUUGCAAAUAAUAUUUUGUAUGGAGUUCCUUCGACGGGCAUUUUCAAGUUGAAUCCGCAAUUGACUUCGAUGUAAGUUUCACUUUACUUCUUUGAUUUUCCGAAUCAUCGCAUUCCAGAAAAUCUUGGGUAUUGUUCACACAAUCUAUUGAAUCAUUGAAAGAAGGAUAUCAGAAAGUUGACACAAAAUAUUUAGAUGAUAUUGAAAAGGCAGCAAAGAAACGGUCAAAUGGACCAGUUUCGCCUAAAAAUAUCCAUCUUCAUAUUUCAAAUUGGUUAUCGAAUGCAAAAUAA
Molecule: messenger RNA, 2933 nt
Organism: Caenorhabditis angaria
Lineage: Eukaryota; Metazoa; Nematoda; Chromadorea; Rhabditida; Rhabditidae
Source: the annotation of a GenBank genome assembly